Beta vulgaris subsp. vulgaris (sugar beet) is the source of this 1299-nucleotide messenger RNA. RefSeq names its product ER lumen protein-retaining receptor. The transcript is spliced from 6 exons. Bases 325 to 972 code for a protein of 215 amino acids. Gene Ontology annotation, molecular function: ER lumen protein retrieval receptor activity. Lineage: Eukaryota; Viridiplantae; Streptophyta; Magnoliopsida; Caryophyllales; Amaranthaceae. The record is from RefSeq and is a predicted model, not a curated record. Gene Ontology annotation, biological process: endoplasmic reticulum to Golgi vesicle-mediated transport; protein retention in ER lumen. Gene Ontology annotation, cellular component: cis-Golgi network; membrane; endoplasmic reticulum.
UUAUCAGACACGCAAAAAUGUUGUUAUAGUGUCUCUAGACUCUAUUAUCAUCUAGUCUGAACAAACAAAUUUGUCCUUUUCUCUCUCCUCCAUCCCUCACAUUCUCUCAUUUGCUCAUAAGCUAAAAAAACCAAUCAAUGGAAUUGAAAUAAUUUCACAUAUAUAGCACAGAGAAGAGGGAAACCCUACAAUCAAUUUCCAAACCUUCAUAUAUCCCUUUAGAUCUAAGCUUACAAAACCAUAAAUAACACUUACAUUUUUGGUUCGAUCUCUAUAUUAUAGAUAUUUUAAAGGGUUUACUCUUGUUAAUCGAAUAUAUACAAGAUGAAUAUAUUCAGAUUAGCUGGUGAUAUGACCCAUUUGGCUAGUGUUCUUGUCUUGCUUCUCAAGAUCCAUACCAUCAAAUCAUGUGCUGGUGUUUCUUUGAAGACUCAAGAACUCUAUGCUAUUGUCUUUGCUACUCGCUACCUGGAUAUGUUUACGGACUUCAUAUCGCUGUAUAACACUGUCAUGAAGCUAAUAUUUCUCACCAGCUCCUUUUCAAUUGUCUGGUACAUGAGAAGGCACAAGAUUGUCAGAAGGUCAUAUGACAAGGACCAAGAUACCUUUAGACACUGGUUCCUUGUACUGCCUUGCUUAGCCUUGGCUUGCCUUCUCAAUGAGAAAUUUACUUUUAAAGAGGUCAUGUGGACAUUUUCCUUGUACUUGGAAGCAGUCGCCAUCCUUCCCCAGUUGGUGCUGUUGCAGAGAACUAGAAACAUUGACAACCUGACCGGACAAUAUAUAUUCCUUCUAGGGGCUUACCGUUCGUUGUACAUCCUCAACUGGAUUUAUCGCUACUUCACUGAGCCUCACUAUGUCCACUGGAUACCAUGGUUAGCUGGAACUAUUCAGACAUUGCUGUAUGCUGACUUCUUUUAUUAUUACUUCCAAAGCUGGAAAAACAACAGAAAGCUCCAGUUACCUGCUUAAGCUCUUCAGUAGCUCGUCUGGGAUGUUGUUCGUCGUGGUACUUAAAAAAAAAAGGCUGACAAUUCAUGCAAUUCCCGUGAUGUGUGAUUUAUGAACAUGGUUAUCAGUUUAGCCUAGCUUUAUUUUUCACCAUAUCUGGUUAUCACCCUGAAUUUAUUGGGUUUUUGCUACUCUCAGAACAUCUGUAUACACUCAGAAUCUUAGAUUUAUUUUCUGUCAAGAAAGUUCAUUUUUUUCUCUCUAAUAGCGACACUGACUGAACCUUAAAGAAUCCAUGAAAUGUUUUAUCUGGAGAUUACUUGUAUAUACUCUGCCCAGUUUCUCAUC